Nicotiana tabacum (common tobacco) is the source of this 801-nucleotide messenger RNA. The record is from RefSeq and is a predicted model, not a curated record. Lineage: Eukaryota; Viridiplantae; Streptophyta; Magnoliopsida; Solanales; Solanaceae.
AUGGUUGCCUUCAAGACUAUGAUUAUAGCAUCCCUUUUGUUAAUGCACUUGUUGGAGACAAAUAAUGCAGCUGCUUCCAAGAACAUUACAACCGAUGAGGCUGCUCUUUUAGCCUUCAAGUCUCAAAUAACUUUUGACCCCUUUGAAAUUUUGUCCAAAAACUGGACAAAAGGGACUGAAAUUUGCAAUUGGAUUGGCAUUUCUUGCAGUAAAAGGCAUCAUGAAAGAGUGACAGCAUUAGUCCUCAGAAGCUUGGGAUUUAGAGGUUCCGUUUCUAAAGAAAUUGGGAACCUCUCCUUCCUUAGGAUUCUGGAUAUUGGAAACAACAGUUUCCAUGGCAAAAUCCCCUACGAAAUCGGGCGUCUGAGGCGUAUAAACUACUUGUCCUUGCAAAUGAAUAAUCUAACUGGUGAAAUCCCAGCAAGUCUUGGGUUACUUAACAAGAUUGAAAUGCUGGAUCUUUCUGAUAAUGAUUUACAUGGACAUGUUCCCUUCAAUGUCAUCUCGGCCUCCUUAUUGAUCAUGGAUUUGGGACAAAAUCGCCUUACUGGGAAUCUCCCAACGGAAUUUUGUACUAGCAUUCCAAAGUUGCAGGGUUUAUCACUCUCACGUAAUCAAUUAGUAGGCCAAAUCCCAAGUGGCCUGAAUAAAUGCACACAACUUCUUUAUCUUUCCUUGUCAUAUAAUCAGCUCACAGGUAAUGCUCACUCUUGGACUACAUUUUCGUUUCUAUCUUCUCUUCUGUAUUUGGUUUUUGUCCCGUUGAAUCUUACUGUCUGGCGAGCAAGGUUUUCAGGAUGA